Culex quinquefasciatus (southern house mosquito) is the source of this 11191-nucleotide messenger RNA. RefSeq names its product ski oncogene (gene Snoo). Gene Ontology annotation, molecular function: RNA polymerase II cis-regulatory region sequence-specific DNA binding; SMAD binding; DNA-binding transcription factor activity, RNA polymerase II-specific. Bases 2379 to 5171 code for a protein of 930 amino acids. Gene Ontology annotation, cellular component: nucleus. Lineage: Eukaryota; Metazoa; Arthropoda; Insecta; Diptera; Culicidae. Gene Ontology annotation, biological process: negative regulation of BMP signaling pathway. The transcript is spliced from 2 exons. The record is from RefSeq and is a predicted model, not a curated record.
GGACGAUUUUGGCUGAGUGUGUGAAGAAUCGACGAGGGGUUCGCGAUGUGGUGAACGAGUUAAUUGAAGAGUUCGCGGUGUCGAUUGAUAGUGGACGGUGUUGUGGAGUGAUUGUUCUGGGAAGCGCUAGGGUUUGAUAGGGUUUUGAAGGAACUUGGAACAGUGGUUGAAGUUGGAGUUGGUUUGAGGGCAGAUACUACUCUCUCAUCGUGGGAAACUCGCUGGAAUUGCGCAAAAAUAUCGAUUUGCGAAAGUGGUUCCCUCUCACUCGCACAGUUUCGCGCACCAACACAUGGAAGUGAGCUGGUAGUGGUGUAUUCGCCAUAAGUCGCGGCGACGGAUCGGCCAGGGAGCCCAUUGUCGAUGUGUGAUUGUUUUGUCUAGCCAGGUCGUCGUCGUCUCCGCGUAUGGGUACUCCGCGCCGCGGGUUUGUUAGUAUAGGGUCGCGCACGUUCUCCGCUCUCCCGUUCGGAGAGAUCUACGCUAGCGUGUGUGUGGAUACACAGGCUACGCUCCGCGCUCAACGGGGGCCUCCUCAGCCAGCAGCAGCAUAAUAUAGCGAAAAAUUCUCUUUCGAAAAGGUUCAUCACUCGCGCGUCAGACAUGUUUUGUUAGACGAACGCAAAGGUUCUGUUUAGUGGUGUCGCGCGCGAGCGAAGAUCGGACGGAAGUUCUCAGCACAGAACAGUGGAACCGGGAGCAGGAUCGCGGCGCGAAGCAGGCGUAGUGGAACCGAGUGAUUAAAGAGUGCAGCAGCAACGUUGCAAAAGAAGAUGCAAAGGGAGUAGUUACGGCGGAAACAGUAGUUACAGAACGCUACGCGCAAGGAACCUCCGCCGUCGGGUCGUCGGAACCGAUGGAAAGAAGUAAAUUGGGUUUGCGAACGACGACGACGACGGUCGAGUGAGCGACGACACAGCGCGAGAUUCGCGGACAGAAAAUAGAAUCGAUACACACAAGCGGCGACGGACAAGGACGGACGGACUCGAAGUGCAAAUUUCGCCGUAGCGUUAUGAGCGAGAUCUUUGAUGGAUCGCCGUCGUAGCCGUGGUCGGUAGACACUGGUCAGUAAGGUCAGCGCAUGGGACCGGACCGAACCAGCGAUAACCGAGGCGCGUUCGCGAGUAGUUUGCCGCUGUGUGUGACAAGUUAAGAGAUACACACAGGCAAGCCGUACGUUGCGUAAGUGCAACUCUCCGCACUGGUCGGUCCCAAAAAUUCGCCGAAAUUGUGUGUGGUGCGUCCGCGACGGAAACGCAGCAACCCGUAGUCGUCGGUGAAGAGCGAGAGCAGGGGCGUCGCCGCCGCCUUCGUCCCGUGUGUGUACUAUGUGCAGAAAACAGUGGAGAAAGGAAAAAUUGAAGUAAUUUUAGUGCCAAUUAAAAUUAAAAGUGCGACGUCGUCGGGGGGCAAGAAGCGACCAGGAGACCGUGUAGAGAAGAAGAGAGAGGGGAAUUUAGCAGAUUCUUGGCACAUGGUUUCCGCCUGGGCAGUAACACGCCGACGACGUCCCGUUUUUGCACAGAGUCUCGCGCGCGGGGUUGACAAAUCGUGUCUCGACUAGAGAGAGAGAGAGCGAACGCGCGAACAAGUGCGCAAGAAGAGGAAGAGAGACGAGAGUGCGUCAGCGAAGCGGUUCCCCGAGGUAGCCGGAGACGAAGAUCUCGGUGAACAGGUGCAGCGCCGCGCACUGGAAGAAGAAUCGGCUGGAAUCGCGCUCGCCGGAAGAGAAUUCAGUGAGGCCAAAAGGAGGGAGUACACGGUUGGGUACAGAAGCAGUCAAAGAAGCGGAACCGAGGCCGGGGUCCGUGUGUGUGUGUGUGUUACAGAGGCGGCAAGGCCCGAAAAUGUCUAGCGAAUCGUGUCGUCUAAUUGGAAUGUUGCAAAAAUAAGCCCCCCUCCCGUUUCCUGUCUGUCUGCGUGUGUUUGUCUGUGCGUACCGAAAUAUUCUCGGGGAUUCGGAGGAUCGUAAACAACGUGAGUGCGUGCGUGCGUGAGCGUGAGGAGAAGGAGAGAGAGAGAGAGCGAGGGAGAGCAGUGCCGUGAAGAUAAGUGAAAUAUAGAUAUAGGAAGAAGUUAUGGCAGCGUCUGAGUCGUAAAGGCCCGUAUCGAGCGUGUUUUGGGCGUAGAAGGGCGGAGAAGUUAGAAGAAGCUUGAAAGAAGCAAGAAAAACACGCGAAGAAAGCGAAUGUGUUUGUGCGAAAAGGAGAAAAAGUAUAAAAAUAUAUAUUAAGGAAUCUAUUUAUAAUCGAGAAGCUUGCUAUUUUCGCGCGCGGCGCGGUCUGUCACAGUUCUCGGCGCUCGCGACGACGGCUUCGAGAGCGUUCAGAGAGGGCAGCUACCACAAGAAGAAAACAGCAGAGGAAACACAGAGCAAGAUGACAGAGUACGUGCCGCCGCAGCUGAUCACAGUGCUGAAAACGUACCAGGAUAAUGCACCCAAAGGCCUGCACGGCCCAGGCUUGUCCCUGGUGCACCCGAGCAAGAGCGGAGGAGCUGGCCCGCCGCGGCCGGAGACACCCGAGUCACACCAUGUCGGAAGCGGUGCCGGUCUGGUCACCACCGAGAACGGACUGAUCGUACAGCCCAUCACGGGUCCACUGCCGAUGCCGUCGCAUCCGAUCAUGACCACGCCGGACCCGGACUGCGGCGUUGUCCAGCUGACCACUCUCGAGGGCAAGAAGAUCGGCUGCUUCCUGCUCGGCGGUGAAAUGCGCCUCUGCCUGCCCCAAAUCUUCAACAACAUCCUGAUGGAAUUCUCCGUUGAGCAAAUCAACCGAAGCAUCCAGGAGCUCAUGAUCUACCUGUACAACUGCACCGACCAGCAGCUGCAAGAGUUCAAGCGGGCCAACAUCAUCCCGGACACGGCCAAAACGUGCGGACUCAUAACGCGAACCAACGCCGAACGGCUCUGCAGCUACAUGCUCCACCAAGCAGAUCAGAUCCGACCCCGCAAAGGCACCACCCUCACCAGCUUCCGGGUGUACCACAAGUGCUUCGGCAAGUGCGAGGGCAUCUUCACCGUCGAGCUGUACUCGUACAAGGAGCCGGCCUGUAUCGAGUGCUGCGAAUGCCAGGGCAUGUUCUCGCCCCAGAAGUUCGUCUGCCAUCAGCACGACCGCCAGGAGAACCGAACGUGCCACUGGGGCUUCAACUCGAGCAACUGGUGCGCGUACAUCCACGUGGCUCUCGACGAAGACAACCGCGAGGCGUUCGCGAAGAUCCUCGAGGAGAUCUGGAGCGGCGAGCGGGAAACGGAGACGGAGCAGGAGUACUGGAUCGCCAAACAAAAGGUCAUCGACGACGAGUCCGCCCUGGUGACCAUCAAGACCGAACCACUGAGUGACAUUCCACUGAAGAAACCAAAGCUAAUCAACGAACCCUCCCUGUACCAGUGCAGCCGGCAGGCCCCCAGUUCAGCAUUUCGUCCGUGGACGCAGAAGCGGCGCCAGGAGUACGCCCAGCAGCAGCUCCUGCUCCAGCACAUGGUGUACCAGAGCAACGGGCUGAUGAACGGCGUCGUGGGCGGUCUCAGCCAGGAACCACCGGUGCUACAGAACCCGGAAAGCGUCGUACGGCUCUCGGAGAGCGACAAGUUCGAGCGGAGCUUCCAACCGAACGUGGCCCUCGUGCCGCGGAAGACGAUCCUGUGCAAGGAACGGGAACGGAACGAGCGGGAGCGGUUACCAGCGGACCCAAAGGAUCGGUCCGUGAUCAAGUGCGAUGUGCAGAUCAAGCAGGAAAGUCCACCUACGCCGCCGGCCACCGGUGACGUGAUACGAUCGGUGAUCAAGUGCGACGUUAAGAUCAAGGAGGAACGACCUUCGACGCCACCGCAGGAGAUGUCGCCGGGGCCCCGAUUGGCACCGUGUUCAUCACCCUCACCGCCACUGCCUCCGCUCGGCACUCCGGCAGCAAUGCUCGGGGGUGGCGGCGGCACCAUCAAGUCCGUUCCCAUGCCAUACAGUCCGGUCACUGACGUGCACUCGGGAUCGAACGAAAUCACCUCAUCCACUUCACCUGUACCUCCUCCGGUCAACAUGACCACCACCACCACCAUGAACGGUUGCAUCGCGGACAAACCAAAGCUGAUCAUCAAAGAGCAGAUAAGUCCACCGUCACCGCGUCGGACGCCCCUGCUCAACGAAGAAAUGCACCACCAACAUCAACGAUCUCACCCGCAGGCGGCUGUUAUCCUGAAAAACGGUGGUGGACCAAUCGGAGCGCCGGGUGCGCCCAUCGCCGGCAAUCCCGAGUUCGAGCUGUCCACCGACACGGACGACGACAGUCUCGCUGGCGAACCGGACAGCAGCAAUAACUCGAUGGCUCCGCUGGAAAUCAUCGCCGAACUUAUGAAGGACGUCGCACACGAAACGCGAGAUCAGAUCUUGCACAUCCUGAAACUGGUCAUCCAGGAAACGACACAACUUCGGAACGAGCACCUUAGGCUACUAAAGGACCACGCACACCGAGAGGACAUGAUCGCUGACCUUCAGCGAGACAAAGAACACCUCGAACAGCAAGUGCACCAGCUGCAGCUAGAGUUGAACCGAUCGCUGAUCAAAUAUGCCACCUCGGAAGCGAACGCACUUCAGAUGCAACAGCAGCACCAGCAAGACCUGGCCGUCGCAGUGGCCGCCGCCGCCGCAGCUUCCGCCUCGUCCUCAACACCUCCCUCACCUCUCUCGCUCGCUUCCAACAGCAGCAGCAGCCAAAUCACGAUCGAAAAGAUCGAACGACGGAACAGCUUCCCGGAAAAGUCCGAGGUGAUCAUGAAGCCGCUGAAGAAAUCCCUCCGCCGCAGUCCCGACGACUCUGUGCUCAUGCUGCAGUCGCCACCGCCCCCGCUACCGCCACCUCCGGUCAUGUCGCUUCCGGUCAGUCUGUCAAUCACCGCCGCCAGCAAUCUCAAACUUCCGGUGGAUCCGCUCCAAACCAGCCACGAGCACGAUGACAAACCACCUCCGCCAACGCACCACCCGAUUGCCGCAUCGCCAACGACCAACGGAGGUGCUGCCAACGGUGUCAUAACGUCACCGAGGCCUCCCUCGCGACCCCCGUCAUCGGCCUCGACGGCGUCCAACACUUCCGCCCCAGUACUGGAGAACGGCCUGACCGGCAAGAGUCAACCGUCGAGCAAGGAGCCGGCGGCCAAGAGUUCCGGCAACUGAUAGUUGAUCAUCUACUUUUGCUGAGAAGGGAACAGGGGACAGGGCGCUGCGCUUUCUGGGGGCAGCAUCUUUCCGCCGGUCGGGAGCCAAGAUCCGUACUAGGCAGUUGGGCCACGUGCGCGGUUGGACAUCUUCACUGAAAUCUCAUUUUUGAGUAAAAGUUCUACGACAAAGUUGUAGAAACGGAUUGAAAGAGAGAGAGUCCAGAACUCUCUCAAGUAAUGUCAUUUGAUAAAAGAGAGAAAUUUCUUCACAAUUUCACUGAAGAGUAAAGAGAGAAAAAGAGCGGAACUGCAAUUCUGUCGCAGAGAGAGAAGAAAAUGAGAAGUUGUCCAUCUGUUCUGCGCGUAGCGCAACACGCUGUACAUCAGUCCACUGCAAACAUUGGCCACGUGCAUUGUAAUUAUUAGAUUUUUCAAGCUUCAUUGUCGAUAUUUUCCCACCAAAUAAUUUCUGUUUGUUCUACUUUUAAGCGAAAAAAAUACACACACAAACUCAACAAAAGUAAGAAACCAGUAGGUUUGAAUUGCGCCAACUUAACACAAGAUUACAAUGCUGAUAUAGAAAUCGUUUCGGAAAAUCAAUUGAAACCAAUAAUUUACUACGAAUAAGUUGCGUACACGCAGUCAAAGCAGAUUCAAUGCGAAACAAAAUUCCACUCAAGAGACUCUAAGUUAAACUUUGAGCAAGAAAGAUGCAUGCGAAAAAUAAAACCUUUAGUCCACUCGUAUUGAGCAGCGAAUAAACAAGAAAAAAUCAAAUCGAAAAUUACUAGCGAGAAAAGAUAGAGCAAAAAAAACGCAGGAGGUGAAAAAGAGAAAAAAAAGGAUAAUUUUAACCACUAAGUGGUUCUCAAAACACACAAACCAACUUGCGUAGUGACUUGUAUAAAGAUUGAAACCUUGUUCAAACACACACACACACACUCAUGGUUCUAUAAAAUAGUAGCCCCCUCUUGUAAAUAUGCUGUAAACAAAGUGUAACUUACCUCCAUACUUUACAAGUUUUUGUGUUCUGUUUUCGACAAAAAAAACAUUUUUCUUUCUUUCUAAAAGUCAGUUCAUCCUUAUAACCACAAACACUCACAGAGACACUCAAGCACACACACAAACACGCGUAUUUGUAAUUUUAAUUGUACAGUCGGUAAUAACUAGCUAAGAACUAAAACGAUUUUGUGUUAAAAAUACAAAACCCCUCACGCAAAACGUAUUCUGUUGAUUUUACCAACGGAAUUUUCUUUCGAGACCUUAAUCAUUUUGCCACACAAAUGGGAGGCAUUCAAAAUCCUCUUUUUAGCUGAGUUUAAGCCAGAAUAACAAACACACUUGCAAACUAAACCAACAAAAACAAAGCAAAGAGAUGAAAAACUUUUCAAAAAAGUGUUCAAUUUAAAAAAAAAAUUGCGCUUGGUUUCUAAAAUCAAACGGCGCUCGUACUCCUUAGUAACAAAAGAAGCAUAACUAACAACGUUUGUCGACUACCCUAACUAAUUUAGUCUUCGAGAAAGUGAGAAAGUACUCUCAAAACCGCCAUCACGGUUCUCUUUUCAAAAAAGACCAACCGACCGACUUCAGCGAGACAUCCUUAACUGUAGUAAAGUCUUAAUUCUUUUCAUUUUAAAGUUGUUUUUGGAUCAGGCCACAAAUAUGAUAUUGAACUUUUCUAUUUAUUUAUUUAUCCUCGUACGCUAAGGCGUUUUAUUCAACUUUUUUUUUCGUAUUACUUGUAUGGUUUAGUAAAAAAAACACUGCUGUUCUUUUGUGAUUUUGAUUUCUUUCGAUAAAACAAACACUAGAAGAAAAAACCACAAAUGCAAUUUUAUACCGUACUGUUUAGUCGUUUAGUUCUAUAAUUUUUAAACCAAACAAAACAAACCACGCACUGCUCUGUUUCUCCUUCUUUUAGAAAAAAAAAAAAAAAAAACAAAUAAUAAAACAAAAUUAUAAAUCCUAUCAAAAUUAGCGAUCAAAAUUACCUGAAUAAAAAAUUUAAUGAAAAAAAAACAUUUGGCACUGCUGCGAUUCAAAUUUUUGCAACCGGUUCAUGCACACAAACUAUCGUCACUCUCUCACAAACAAUCAAACAAAAAAAAAACGUUCGGAAGUUUGCUGGUUUUGGAAGCGAUUUCGGUCCUCUGUUGGGUCUAUUAACGCACUUGAAGCAUUGCAGAGCUUGGAAACCAACUCGACCAGCUCGUUUCAAAGUGUCAAAAUCAGUGGUGUAACAGAAGAAUCUGCUGAUUUUGCCACUCGAAAUUUAGCUACUCUGUCUAUGCAUGCGUGUGGAUUUUGUAAACAAACUUUCACACUCUCGCGCGUGGGGUGCUCUUUUGUUUGCUCUGGGAGAGUAACUCCAAAACUCGCUUUUUCUCUCUUUUCCAAUACGAGAGAUAGCGAGCAGUCAAAAAACGAGUGUAAUUCGAGUAAUUCGACAGUAGAGAGUUUCUCAAAUUCUUCAAGUUUGGAAAUAGACCAACAAUUUUACAAUGAUUUUUUCUUAUCUUUUUUCCUCAACUGCCCACGAUGCAACACUUUUAAAAAUGUCGAAAAUUACACUGCAAAUAUUGUUUUUUGUUCACAUAUACACAAUGCAUGAAUAACGCAAUGAUUUAAAUAUUUCGUGUAUUUUUGAGCGAAAAGGCAAAAUAUGUAAAAAAAAACAAGAUCGAUAUUCAGAAUAAACAAAAAAAAAUUGUGAGAUUAACAGGUUUCUUUUGCCAUCAGAGGAGCUUAGUGUAUUUUUUUUAGGAAAUUAUUCUUAUCGAAGGGAAAAGCGAAAACUUUUGCUUUCUUAAGAAGACAAAAUUGUGAAAAUGUGCAACUACUGAUAAUGGUAUAUAAAUUUAUUUGUUUUGUUUUUUGAAAGAACAAACACUAUGGAAGAUUAAAAUUCUAAAGCAAGUGUUCACCAACAGCAUCGCGGUGGGAAUGUUACUGAUUGGGGAUCAUGUGGUAUUUUGAAAGAUCAAAGGGCUCAACAAACAAAUGUAAUGUGAGUCUAUGACGUUACCAUUAAAGUUAAGGAGGUAUUACACUACAUCAAGCUUUGUUUGACUGCAAACACAUUAAAUGUUUGUCAGUUUACCUGCCGGUCAAACUAGUCAAACAUUUAACUCUAUGGGUAGCUUUUGAAGCUUUUAGACUCAAACUUCGACUACUAGAGAUUUAGCGACUCUGACUCCGACUCCAGCUUUCCAAAAGGACCCUACAGCCCUAAGUUUUACAAACAAGUUUGAAAGGCAGGCUAACUGUCAAACAUAAAAUGUAUCAAACAAAGUUUGAUGCAGUGUGAUACCUACUUCACUUAUUAACAAGUAAUUGAUGCUACGGCUGCUUUUCUUUUAAAUGUUCUGCUUCUAAUAAAAGAAAACACUUUUUGGAAAUUACUAUUUUCUGAUAAAUAAAAAUAGAAAUAAUUUUGUUUUUUGCACUAAACCAGCCAAUCUCAAACAGUAACUUUCCGCACCGAGAAGAACAAACAAAAUACCAACGCAAAAAAAUCAAAUGGCAUAACAAGACGAAAGCAAUUUUAACUUUAAGCAUAUACUAUUUUCAUAUUUUCACCGGGUCGAGAGCAGACAGCUCUUUCGUGAUUCUUUCGGAAAAAUAUGACGUUGAAAACCACUUGUACCGGCCACGAAAGGGUUGCCCUCACUGUUUCGUAGUCGAUUACUCCUGAAGACUCCUGAUGAGAAAAAAGAAGUACAAAUUAGUAAAUACGCUUUAUUCACCUAAUCGAGCAUAUAUUUUGUCGACACGAGAAAAAGAAAAAGAUACACACAUACAUACAUACAUACACACACUUGAUAAAAAACAGACACACACACACAAACAAGUUAAUGCGAAAACGUAUUUUCAUACAAUAAACGUAAAGUGUACGUCAUUAUAGGUGAAAAUUACAUGUUACAUACUGAAGAAAACAACAAAAAUAAAGGUACAGAGAGAAAGCUAAUAAUAUUUUUAGGACAAUUGAGCGCACGUUGACCGCUAACGACAAUCUCCCGUUAGUAAUUUAUCGCCUUUCUAGAGGAAAAUGAAAUGAAUGAACGGACCCCGUUUCGAUUGCCAAAACGUCAAUCUUCUGCAUAGCUUGCAAUAAUUUGAAUCGACGCAAACCAAAAUAAAAGCUCUAUAUUUUUUAAAUAAUUUAGUGCGAAUUAAUUCACAGAAAAAAAACAAAUAAUCGGCACUUUUUGUAGAUGUUGAAAAUCGAAUGAAACUUUAACUGAUUGACGUUUCCGAACAUUUUUAAAAAACGCAAAUCUGUAUAGAACAGAAAUUUGGUGCAGUCUCACCAAGCAGGAAGAGAGGAGCAAAACAUUCAUCCACUGUAAAAAAGAAACAACUGUUUAUAGAAAUCGAAUUUAAUAGCAGCUAAUAGUUACUUUUUCUUUCGUUUCAUACCAUACUAAAAAAAAUCAUAUGAACAUAGGAAACAAGUUAAAAACAAAUACACUCUCAUAAACCUGACACUCUUCCUGUCUGGAUUGAAAAGUUGAAGCAAAAAGAACACACACACGCAUACAAAAUCAAUUUGAUAACUGUUUAUCUACAACAAAAAAAACAUAAAUAAAACAAUACUACAACCAACAAGAAUAUGAGAAGGAAAUCAAAAGUCAGACAAAUUCUACUACUUUACGAAAAUACCAAUAUAUUUCUACAAAUUUUAAAAAACCACACAGUCAGUGCAUAUAAAAUAGACGAGAAGACGGAAGCAAAAACAUACAAGUAAAUUUAAACUAGUUCGAUAACGCCACAAUUUAAAAGAUAGAGAAACCUAUGAAUAACAGAAACAAGAAGAAAAAACAAGUAGAAACUAAUAUUGUUGCUGCUAAAAGUGGCAAAAUAUGGGAAGGUGAAGAAAAAGUACGUAAAACUCAUAACGAAAAAAAAACAAGAAAAAAAAAUAAACAAAACAAAGCAAACACAAACAGUAAGCGAGAGCAUGAAAACGGUGUGUUAUAAUUUUAAUAACUUUUAUUUUGGCUGUGCUUUUCAAAAAAGGAACUACUCUAGAGUUUAGUUUACGCGUUUAGUUUACAUUUUACAUACGAAUUUCAUACUCUUGCGUUAGGCCUACUCACAGUAAUAAGUUGCCCUUAAGAAUCUCGUUUAUAAGUGUCUAACAUCAACAGCAAAUAAAACAACAACAACAACAGGAGAACAACAAGAACAACAAAAGUCAACUAAUUUAACUAAAACAAACUUAGGGUAGGAAUCAAGUGCAACACUUGAUUCGGUAAACUCAGCAUUGUCUGCGAGACGCGAUAGAAACAAACACAUACAAACACACAUACACACACGCGCGCGGGGACAAGAAACCGGGGACACUUCCCCGGGGCAAAACGGUCGAACCAACUUGGUCCCAUUUAUUUAUUUUUUAUAAUUUUAAUUUGUAUAAAUUUGCCAUUUAAAUGUUAUCUAGUAAUUAUAGCGAAAGGAAACACCUACAUUGAGGUAAAAACAUGUAAAAUAAAGCAACAAAACACAAUGUUUCAAACUUUACUUCAGAAUUAAAAACAAGAAACAAACAGAAAAAAACGAAGCAACCAACAUAGAUUAACGUACUAUUUCAUUAGAGGAAAAUAAAGAAAAGAAGAAGCAAAUCACCCUUACACAACAAAAACAACCACACAAAAAAAAACAAAACGCUCUGUUGAGACUAGCAGCAAACAGUAUAGUUACAAACGUAGAUUAAUGAAACAAGUACUAAAAUUAAUUGACUACUUUAUUAACUGCUACAGACACAGAGUAAGACAAACAACCAGAAGUAAUAAAAAAUAAACAGAAAAAAACAAUGGAUACAUAAACACAUGAACAUAGAGAACCCAACGUUAAUAAACAAAACACACUCACUCACAAACACACAAACAAACACAUACUGUAAUGAAGCAUAACGACGCGAAGGAUUAAACAAUGGAUAAUGAGACAUACAGUAACACAGCAAAUAAGGGGAAGAAAAAAAAAGUACCCUUGACGGAACAUUAAUGGUAGGAGCAAAAACAAACCACAAGUAAGAAA